Messenger RNA from Xiphias gladius (swordfish), 3049 nucleotides. RefSeq names its product synaptotagmin IXb (gene syt9b). Lineage: Eukaryota; Metazoa; Chordata; Actinopteri; Istiophoriformes; Xiphiidae. The coding region runs from base 1 to 1599 and encodes 532 amino acids. Gene Ontology annotation, molecular function: calcium ion binding; clathrin binding; phosphatidylserine binding. The transcript has 9 exons. Gene Ontology annotation, biological process: cellular response to calcium ion; regulation of calcium ion-dependent exocytosis; calcium-ion regulated exocytosis. Gene Ontology annotation, cellular component: dense core granule; membrane. The record is from RefSeq and is a predicted model, not a curated record.
AUGCCUGCAGAAAGAGAGGAUGAGAUUUGUCGAAAGGCGCUGGAACUACUCUCCGACCUGUGCUCCAAGGGAGAAGUGCAGGACGACAACUGCCUGGAUUUCAUUUACUACUUCAGGGACCUGGCAAGACCGCGUUACACGGACUCAGAUGUAUCAGUUAGUCUGUUGUCACUGCUGGUGACCACCUGUGGUCUGGCUCUCUUCAGCGUCUCCCUCUUUGUCUCAUGGAAACUGUGCUGGGUGCCACUGAGUGGCCGUUUCCUCCCAGAUGUCCUCAAGGGGGCGCACUUCCUGGGAGGAGACCAACAGCCUGUGCUCACAGAGGUGGACGGGGAGGAAAGGGAGUACAGUGAGGAUGGCUGUGUGAAGGAGCCUUCAGGGCUGCCCUCAGCUGUGACUGUCCCAGAGUCAGCCCUAAAGAUCAGCCAUACAUCGCCUGACAUCCCACUGGAGACCAAGGCCAAGGUGGAGAAAAACCAUGUCCACACUCUUUCCAGGGACAGGGUGCAGAGACAGAUUACUGAGCCAACCUCAUCUGUACGGCACAACUCCAUCCGUCGUCAGAUGAACUUGUCCAAUCCAGACUUCAACCCUGCUCAGUUCCAGCGUCAGGAGUCUCUGUCUGGUUUGGGCCGAAUCAAACCAGAGCUCUACAAGCAGCGUUCAGUGGAUGCAGAAGACGGGCGUCACACCGACAGCUGUGGGUGUCUCCAUUUCAUCCUGGAGUUUGACUUUGACCUGGAACAGCUAAUUGUGAAAAUCCACAAGGCCCAGGACCUUCCGGCCAAGGACUUCUCAGGGACCUCUGAUCCUUACGUCAAGAUCUACCUGCUGCCUGACCGCAAAACCAAACACCAGACCAAGGUGCACCGCAAGACACUCAACCCAGUUUUCGAUGAGGUGUUUCUCUUUCCUGUGGCGUACACUGAGCUGUCAAGCCGAAAGCUGCAUUUCAGUGUCUACGACUUUGACAGGUUCUCACGCCAUGAUUUGAUAGGCCAAGUGGUGGUCGACAACUUCCUGGAUCUUGCUGACUUUCCCCGGGAGACAAAACUGUGCCGAGACAUACAAUAUGUAACCUCGGACAAUGUGGACCUCGGAGACCUGAUGUUCUCAUUGUGCUAUCUCCCCACGGCGGGUAGGCUUACUAUCACUAUGAUCAAAGCCAGAAAUAUCAAAGCCAUGGACAUUACUGGAGCCUCAGAUCCAUAUGUGAAAGUGUCCCUGAUGUGUGAAGGACGGAGGCUGAAGAAGAGGAAGACAUCAACCAAGCGUAACACUCUGAACCCAGUGUACAAUGAAGCCAUUGUGUUUGAUGUUCCUCCUGAGAACAUCGACCAGAUCAGCUUGCUUAUAGCCGUCAUGGACUAUGAUCGGGUUGGACAUAAUGAAGUGAUUGGAGUGUGCAGGGUGGGCAACGAAGCGGAGAGUCUGGGACGUGACCACUGGAAUGAAAUGCUGACAUAUCCACGAAAACCCAUCGCACACUGGCACCCACUCAUAGAGGACAAGAGGAAAGAGUGGGUCGGACAGGGACCAACAGGGAGUGGAAGCCAAGGAGGAUCCACCAAUUCACUGAAGUCACCACCGUCUCCAUGACCACACAUAUGCACCCAUUCACUCACACAAACACAGACACACAUACACAUACAGAGCCUCAGGAUGGUAGAAUGAUGGGUGAAUGACCUGCUGAUGCCCUACUGAAAUGUUAAAACAUAAAGUACCAGGUGUGACUAACAAGCAUCUACAGUAGUAGUAUCAGCUAUGAGCCCUUACUCAAACUGAUGUGUCAUUAGAUUGAACUAGUCUUUAGUGUGUUUAAGACUGCUGCAAAGGCUAAUCCCCACUUCUUACUUCCUCGUGUCUUCACAACCAAAAAAAAUUAACUACAUUCCAAAUGAACUACUAUGGUACUUUCAUUCAUUUUGAAUUGUUAUUGACAGUCAUAACAGGUUGAGAUUAUCUAACAGGUCAAGCUUUUUUAGCAAAUUGCAGUUUGUGGACCAAAAUCAUUCAUUUUUAGGUGAAUGUGUGAAGCUGUGACUAGUCAUUUGUGUGCGUGAUCAGCUAUCAUUGAAACAGUAAGAGUUAGGCAGGCAGGGUUACAGAAUUAGCUAUGUCACAGAAUUAAAAAUUAGAGGUCAUUCCUGGCCAGAUAAACAAAGUUUCAGCUCUUUGUUGUUGUGUUAAACAGUUGAAACCUCUCAUAAAAUGGUUAUAAAGUAUGUGGCCUAAACUUUGUUGCAGACUUAGCAGGCAUGAAUUAAAGAGAUUUUCUUAGCGUAAAUCUUAGUUUUACUGUAAUGGGUGACUUGCUCCAAGAAUGUGUAAAGCAGCUGACAGCUGGAACGUAAAUCGUUUUAUUUACUGCAUGUUAAAUUGUCUUACUUUGUUAACGGGGUGUGGUCAAAAUAAAGGAAACAGAAGCAUAACAGUUGUUAUCAGUGUUGUUAAAGGCCAGUUGGUUAUCAUCGGGUGUCAGUUGGUUAUCAGGUUAAUAAAAAUGAUGGCUAGAACUAAAAAAACAAGACUUAAGUUGUAAUAAACCAGAUAUAUCUUUUCAUGAUGAUGUGUUAGAUGCAGUUCUAUAGUCCUAAGAGAGCCCUGUAUCGUUAACAUCACCCUUAUCAAACCAGUGGGAAAUCCCUUCUGCCUUUUUAAUGGGGGCUUUGCCAUCAUGUUAAAACAAGUAUUCAACAAAUCAAUAAAUAUUGAAGUUGACCACUCAGAAUCAUGUUGUCAAAUUGUGAUUAGGCUUUAUUUUACCAGGAAAUUAGUGACUGGAUUCCUUCCAUUCUGAAAACAUAAUUGCACUACUACUGUAAUGGGACUUAAUGUUUCUUCUUUAAUUGGGACCACACCCUGUGAUUGUUUUAAUAAGCCUGAAAAUUAAGAUUAAUACCAGAAUUGUUUAAGUCUUUGUAUUGGACACUGUCAUAAAAAAUAAUAACAAUUUCUUAUUCUGUUUGUAGGUACAAUGCAUGCAUGAUUUUUCUGUGAAUCAUAUUUAAAUCUCACUUUUGUUGUGAGAUAUUAAUUGUAUGUAUUA